AGAUCACUUUGAGAUAAAAGUUGCAGCUGCAGCAGACAUGAAAUCCUCCAACGCGCUCGUCAGGCAGGUUAGAGAGUCCCUCCUCUGACUGUAGACUACAACCAGACUCUCUCGGAGUCUCUCAGACUCCCACGGUUUUGUACUAAAGCUGGAAAGAAGUGCAGCAGAUGAGGUUCUGUGGAGGAUUUCCUGACAUGUUGUUGGACAGAUUUCUAACUGAAGAUCAACAGCACUGAACUGAACUAUACCUGCAAAAAUGACAGCUAGCACGAAGCUUCUGGACGAGAUGUGUCAUCUGACGGCUCAGUCUCUAACAGCAAUGGACACAUCGGAGCACUUCAAGGUCCUAAAGCUCCUGGGUGAAGGCUCGUAUGGGAAAGUCAUGCUGGCUGUACACAGGAAGAGAGGUACUCCGAUGGCCCUGAAGUUCUUCCCUCGGCAGUCCACGUCUCUUUUCUCUUUCCUGAGGGAGUACAACCUCUCGCUGUCAUUCUGCACCCACCCGUCCCUGACCAGAGCCCUGGGAAUCGCCUACUCAACACCUUCACACUACGUCUUUGCCCAGCAAGCAAGCCUCUUUGGCGAUCUCUACGAUGUCAUCUUGCCUGAGGUCGGUAUAGAGGAAGACUGUUGUCAGCGGGUGGUGUCCCAGCUGUGUGGCGCUCUGUCCCACCUGCACUCUCUCGGUUUUGUCCACAGAGACCUCAAACCAGAGAACGUCUUCCUGUGCGACUCGGCCUGCCGCUGGGUCAAACUAGGAGACUUUGGCAUGGUGAAGGCCAGGGGCACCAGGGUCCCGGAGGUCUGGUACAGCUCUCCGUACUGCACCCCGGAGUCCGAGAUUGCUCGCGGCAACGAGGACAGCUGGAGGAGCGUGAGUGACGGGAAUGGCGAUGGCGUGAAUAAGGAGGACGAAGAGAAGAAAAAGAGAGUUUGGGUGUCUGUGGAGCCCAGCACGGACAGCUGGGCGCUGGGGAUCCUGACCUACGCCAUGCUCACCGGCAGUCACCCCUGGGCUGAAACCGCCAGCGACUGCCGCUCAUACCUGAAGUAUCUGGAGUGGUUUGACCGAGCAGGAGGCCCCGAUGAUGAACUGAACGUGUGGGCAGAGCCGCGGGGCGAGAGCACACAGGACGUCGUCCAUUUAACCGGGGCAGAACUUGGAAAGAGAGGCCGCCCUCCGGUGGCGCCGCAGUUUGCUUGUUUCACCCCGCUGGCCUGCUGCUUCUUCAAGUCGCUCCUCGACCCGAGGCCGCGGCUUCGUGGGCAACCCGAGGUUGCCCUGAAUUACCUCGGAGGGGACUGGGUGAUGGAGAAGGAGAGUGCGAGGCUGGAGGAGGAGAGGAAGAAGAGCCGAGGGAAAGGAGCCAUCCGGAUGAUGAAAGAGAUGGAGGGGAGAGGAGAGAGAUGAGGAGUCCAAAAUAAUGAGAACACUGAGAUAAUGAAGCAACUCUUUUAUAACUUUUACGUGUGUUUUAUCAAGGAUAUAAAUGAGCUUUGCUUAUUUUAAGCUAAUGUACUUGCACUUACUACUUGUUGUCUAGGCUUUGGACCUUCUCAGUUGAAUGCACUUAAUUGUAAGUUGCUUUGGAUAAAAGCGUCAGCUAAAUGACAUGUAAUGUAAUGUAAUGGAUAUGUGAUGUUUCGGUUCAAUUUAUUAAACUAAUAACUAAUA
Molecule: messenger RNA, 1675 nt
Organism: Perca flavescens (yellow perch)
Lineage: Eukaryota; Metazoa; Chordata; Actinopteri; Perciformes; Percidae
Product: serine/threonine-protein kinase SBK2
Exons: 5
Coding region: 257-1411 (384 amino acids)
Biological process (GO): protein phosphorylation
Molecular function (GO): ATP binding; protein serine/threonine kinase activity
Source: RefSeq, a predicted model, not a curated record